AAGUUUAAACAACCAACAGCCACCAUGACCAUGGGCAGGAUCACCUUCUAUGAGGACAAGAACUUCCAGGGUCGUUCCUAUGAGACCAGCCAGGACUGCCCCGACAUGUCCUCCUACCUGAGCAGGUGCAACUCCUGCAGGGUUGAGAGCGGCUGCUUUAUGGUCUACGAGCGCCCCAACUUCAUGGGACACCAGAUGCUGGUCAGAAAAGGAGAGUACCCCGACAACCAGCGCCUGAUGGGCAUGAGCCAGAGCGACUGCAUCAGGUCCAGCCGUAUGAUCCCCAUGCACAGAGGAUCCUAUAAAAUGAAGAUCUACGAGAAGGAGAACUUUGGAGGUCAGAGCAUGGAGCUGAUGGAUGACUGUGACUCCAUCCAGGAUCGUUACCGCAUGUCUGACUGCCAGUCUGCCCAGGUUAUGGACGGCCACUGGCUGAUGUUUGAGCAGCCCCACUUCAGAGGCAGGAUGAUGUACAUGAGGCCUGGAGAGUACAGGAGCUUCAAAGAUAUGGGCAUGGGGGCCAAGGGCAUGAGGUUCAUGAGCAUGAGGCGUAUCACCGACAUAUGCUAAAUCAUCUGAUUGUCAAUUGUUCAAAUAAAUGCAAAAACACUAUGUACAGUAUUUUUCUUACUUGAUCAUCACAUACCUCCUCUUCAUUCUGAAAUAUAACUUACAUUGUAUAAUAUAUGAUAUGACAUGGUAUACAAAUCUCGUGCCUCUGAAGUUCUCCUUCUGGUGGACUCUCAUCCUCUGUGCUGUUGUGCAAAAUAAAUCACGCUCAUAAUCACCA
This is a messenger RNA of Oncorhynchus keta (chum salmon), 790 nucleotides long. RefSeq names its product gamma-crystallin M3-like. Lineage: Eukaryota; Metazoa; Chordata; Actinopteri; Salmoniformes; Salmonidae. Gene Ontology annotation, molecular function: structural constituent of eye lens. Gene Ontology annotation, biological process: visual perception; lens development in camera-type eye. The transcript is spliced from 3 exons. The coding region runs from base 25 to 570 and encodes 181 amino acids. The record is from RefSeq and is a predicted model, not a curated record.